CCUUCUUUGCUGACAACCCACCCCAGACUCGGUAGGCUCAGCGCCCAGCGGUCGCCCCAGCCUCUUGGCACUUGAGACCCUGCGCUCCAGCUUACGCGGAGACGCUGCCAGCCCCGCCGUUGCCGCCGCUGCAGCCAACACUGGUGCCACGCGCAGCCGCCUUUGCCGUGCCGCUGCCACAACCUCAGCUGUCUGCCCGCCAGCCACCAUGGCCCCACAGCAAACAGGUAGCAGGAAGAGGAAAGAGUCCGCGCUCGAGGCUGGAGCGGGGAGCUCGUCGUCCCAGGGCUUAAUGUCGGCGGGGCACGGAGAGGGGCCGCUGCUGCCCAAGAAGCAGAAGCGGCCAGCCACGCUUCGAUCGCUGGUGUACUACCUAAAGGGCCGCACGGUGGGCGCGUGGGGUCGCGCCUGGCUCCCGGGCUUCGAGGGCAAGCUACGUGACUACGCGGUGCAGAGGCUUCCCGAGCUGCUGACUGAGCGCAUGCUGGCCCUGGGAACCCUCAACAAGGUUUUCGCUUCUCAGUGGCUGAACGCCACGCAGGUGGUGUGUGGCACCAAGUGUAACACUCUCUUUGUGGUGGACGUGCAGUCGGGCCAAAUCAAUCGCAUCCCCCUGAUGCGGGACCGGAUGCCUGCCCUGACCCGGGAUCAGCCAACCUGCGGCAUCCAUGCCAUUGAAUUAAAUCCCUCCAAGACACUUCUGGCCACCGGGGGCGAAAAUCCCAACAGCCUGGCUGUCUACCAGCUGCCCACCUUGGACCCCGUUUGCCUGGGUGACCGCCAUGGGCACAGGGAUUGGAUCUUUGCCAUUGCCUGGAUGAGUGACACUGUGGCCGUGAGUGGCUCCCGUGAUGGCACCAUGGCACUGUGGCGCGUGGACCCUGACAAGUUUAUUGGCAGCAGUCCCUGGCACAAGGAUGCAUCUCUUCCCUUGUACACCCACAUCCAUCCAAAGGACAUAGAGUCCAUCCCCAGGGCCAGCAGCAACCCCAGUAACCGCAAAGUGCGAGCCCUGGCCUUCAGCGGCAAGAACCAGGAACUGGGAGCAGUGUCCCUGGAUGGCUAUUUCCACCUGUGGAAAGCACGAAGCCACCUAUCCAGGCUGCUGUCUAUCAGGCUGCCCUACUGCCGAGAAAACGUGUGCCUGACCUACUGUGAUGAAUUGUCCCUGUACGCGGUGGGCUCCCAGUCUCACGUCUCCUUCCUGGAUCCCCGCCAUCGCCAGCAGAACAUUCGGCCCUUGUGCUCCAGAGAGGGCGGCACAGGUGUGCGCUCCUUGAGCUUCUACCAGCACAUAGUCACUGUGGGCACAGGCCAUGGCUCCCUACUCUUCUAUGACAUCCGUGCCCAGAAGUUCCUGGAAGAGAGGGCCUCAGCCAGCCUGGACUCUUUUCUGGGACCCACAGGGAAGAAGCUCAAACUCACCUGUGGCAGAGGCUGGCUCAACCAUGAUGAACUCUGGGUGAAUUACUUUGGUGGUGUGGAGGAGUUCCCCAAUGCCCUCUACACUCACUGCUACAACUGGCCUGAGAUGAAGCUUUUUGUAGCUGGGGGACCUCUCCCUUCAGGCCUCCAUGGGCACUAUGCAGGCCUCUGGAGUUAAGAAUGGUCACCUUGUCCUGAAAAUGGGCAUAUGUACAUUUGAGCUCUAUUUAACUUUCUUAAUUUUGUAUUUGUCCUUGUAACUCUACCCUUUGUCUUACAGGUGGACCUGACUUAACUUACCUGUGCUUUGUGCAUUAGACAGAGAGAAAGAAAGAGCACAAAAUUGGUGGUUUGGGCACUCAAAAUUUGGCUUUAAGACUUUUCUGCACCUUGCCUAAAGCAUUACUUUCUGCUUUCUCAUACAAGGCUAAACUUUGUUUUCUUUUGUUGAGUGAUUUACAUAUUUUUCUUUAGGCUAAUGUAGUCGUUACUCUCAAUACCAUUUGGUACAUUAGUUUUACCAGUAUUUCCAUAACAUAUUCAGACCUUUACACAUUUCAGAUGUAUAGUAUUUGGGGAAAAUGUGCGUUAAAAAUGUGUCUUUUGGCUGGGCUGAAGAUAUAGACUUACUCCAAUUGGAAAAUGCAGUUGAUUGCCACCAUUGUGAGCAUAUUUUAUUGGGAUGUUGUUAACUCAGUAUUUGUUGAUUGUAUUUCAUUGGUGCAUAAAAUGAUUUUUAAAAAUGUAUUAUCUUAGUUAAGGAAUAUUACAAUACUGUUUGGUAUUAGUCAAAAAUUGUGAUUAUUCAGUAAAAGUUGAGCAUCACCACUCCAAACCCUCAGACUUCAUUAAAGCUGCUGUCUUUCUGUUUACCUUCCUGGGUGGCAUUUAUGCUAUGGUUUUUGAGUGCUACUCAAAACUGGCUUAUGUGUGGCAGAACAAUCAGGUAUUUUAAAAGAUAAACAUUUUGUAGUAUUCAGUUAACACCAUCAAGGUAGCCAUUUACAGUGAAAGACCAGAAGAUGUGCUCAGAGUAGAUGUUGUUUACAUUUUUGUGUUAAGUACAUGGAUAAUUCUUUUGUCUGAAUC
Molecule: messenger RNA, 2514 nt
Organism: Marmota monax (woodchuck)
Lineage: Eukaryota; Metazoa; Chordata; Mammalia; Rodentia; Sciuridae
Gene: Dcaf12l2
Product: DDB1 and CUL4 associated factor 12 like 2
Exons: 1
Coding region: 209-1603 (464 amino acids)
Cellular component (GO): Cul4-RING E3 ubiquitin ligase complex
Molecular function (GO): protein binding
Source: RefSeq, a predicted model, not a curated record